GCUUUUUCUCUACUGAGUACUGACCUUCACUGUCCCCCAAACACCAUUAUUACUUCUCACUUUGAGUAUAUGUCGGUGAGAUAUCCCAUUUCAUCUCCUAAAUUCAUGUACCAUAUUUGGUGAAGAUGAAGACUACCAUUUCUUAUCUCUUAAAGUUGUUUGAUAAUGUAGUAGUGCAGCAUUGAUAGCUAUCUAUCUUGGAGGGGAGAAAGCCAUGGAAAGCAAGUCGUGGCGUUGGCGGAGAAAAGCCUCAGAGAAGACUGUGGUUGAUGAUGGAAGACCUAGUUUGUCUAUGGAAAGAUAUGUAGAAGAGGAUCAAGAGAGACCAGGAUCUAGAAAAUGGCAAAGUAAUAUCAGUGACAGGUCAUCCUCAGGAAUCUGUGACUGCACUGCUAAAGAUGAGCUAAUCAGAAAACAUGCAAAAAUAGCAGAACAAGCACUAGCAGGUCAAAAGAUGGCGGAAGCUGAGGUGGCAUACUUCAAACAAGAGCUAGACAAAUCGCUGCAGCAAGGAGAAACAGCUGAGCUGAAACUGGCUCAACUCAAUGCUGCAUUGAAGGACUGCAUGCAGGAGAUGGAAUCCCUUCGAGUUGGCCAGAAGUUGGAGGUCAAAUUAGCUGAAGCUAACAGAAGGACUUCAAACUUAUCAUCUGAGAAUGCUAAUUUGAUGAAGGCCCUUCUGUGCAAAGAAAAGUUGGUUCAAGAUCUUGAUAAGGGAAAAGCAGAGCUAGAAGCUGAAUUUGGCUUGUUAAUGGGUAGGUUAGAUUCUGUUGAGAAAGAGAAUAUUUUGUUGAAGUAUGAGUUCCAAGUGAUAGAGAAGGAGAACACAAAGCAAACGAAGAGGUUAGAAGCUGAAUGCCAGCAGUUACGUGAUUUAGUUCGAAAAAGACAGCAAGGUCCAUCUUCUCCGUCGAAUACGAAGAGGUCAAGUCCAAGGAUGGGGAAUUGGGCUGAAAAAACUGAUAAGGGAACCAGGUUACUUGUCGAGAGGGUGUGCACCGUGGAAGAGGAAAACAAGAUGUUGAAAGAGAUACUGGCUUUAAGUGAUGGUGAACUUCAGUCAUGGAGAAUCAAAUAUGGGCAAAUGGCUUCUAGAGUAGCUGAGCUUAAAGCGCAGCUCAACGAGCUUUCAGAAGCAGAAAACUCUAUGCAGUUGGCUAUCUCUGGUCUCGGCCUCAGUAAUUACGACAGAUUUCGUGAUUCUGAAUCAUGGGCUAAUGCUUUACUAGAAGAACUUGAACAGUUCAGACAAGACAAAAUCAAGAAUGAACCAGAAACGGACAAGUAUGCUAUAAUAACCACAGCCAUAGAAAAUUCAGGGAACCAGUUGCAACAAACCAGUAAAGAACUUGUUCCAAUAUCAGUAGAUAAUAAGAGCUGUAAGGAAGAGUUUCUCAGACCGGGGGAUUCUUGGCUCGAUGAGAUCUUAAAGGUGAUAUUGCAAGAACAUCGAGUUUCGAACAGAAAUGUGGGUGAACUUUUGCAAGACAUUAGAAUUGCUUUGGGUUACGAUGAGCUGCAGAAAAAUGAAAAUAGCAACUCAGGAAUUCAUGGUCUUUUGACGUGGGAAUCUUCAGAUUCUACCCCCACCAGGACUUCAGCUCUCGGAAGCACAUCAAGCAACAGCAUCUCAGUGGAAGAUAACAAAGGUCAGGAUAUAAAAAAUGCUUCAUUUGCAAGAGUGAAGUUAAGGAAACAUUUGGCUUUUGACAGAUCAAAAAGCGAAAGCCAAAUGGAAGUUGAUGACUCCCCAAAUUGUCACAAUACACUAGCUCAAAUGAUAGCAAUUCAAUCCAAUAUGCAACAAGAAAACAGAGAAAUGAAAGAGAAGCUAGAAAGAGUAACUGAAGAGAAUGUAGCUCUGAUGAACCAACUUGAAGAAUCAAAGCAGACCACUGAGAGCUUACAAAGGGAGCUAGAAUCUCUCAAGGAAGCAAAUGGGAAUAUUGAGGAACAAGUUGAAAAUCAGAGGUUAAUAAAUGAAGAUCUUGAUACACAGUAUACAGUUGCAAAAGCCAAGCUAAAUGAAAUUCUCCAUAAAUUAUCAACUUUAGAGGUAGAAUUGGAGGAUAAGAAUAACUGCUGUGAAGAAUUAGAAGCAACAUGCCUUGAACUUCAGCUUCAGCUUGAAACGUGCAGGUUCUCAAGAAAGGACUCUCCUUGUAGUGACACAGAUAAAGCCACAAAGAAACUGAUAACUGAAACAAUCCAAGAUUUGGCAUCACCAUCACCUGAUGUGACACAAUCUGACAAGCUUCUUUCUCCUGUAACUACUACCAUCACGACAGAAAAGUCAUCAGCGACUGAAGACAAAAGCCUGGAAGUCCAACGCUCUACCCUUCGUGAUUGUAUGAUGGAGGAGGAUGGUGAUCCAACAGAAGGUCUUAAGACUCCGAGAACAGAAGAGAAAGAAAGUAAAGAAGAGAAGCAGAGUGUCAACCAUACUGAGGUCAGACCUCUGCCGCCACCUCCCGGGUUAAAGGUUCAGUCUCUUGAACAAGUGAGCACUUUGGCUCUUGUGUCAGCUAAGAAACCUGGUAGAGGGUUCGGAUUUAUAACAAAGAUGUUCCUGAGAAGGAAGAGAGGCUGCAGCAAGAUGAAAGCUGCUCCAUUGCAGCGCAACACAAGCGCCUUGAUGAAGCAAAGGGAUGUCUUGCUUGUGGCUUAAGCUGGCACAGGAACUUAAUUUUUCUUUUCUUUUACCUAAUUGUUUCCAAUUUUUUUGAAAACAUUGUCCAAGGAGCCUAUAACGUAAGGUUGUUGUAAUUUGUACACUAGUAAUUAUAAGCACUAAAUUCUGGACAUUGGGUUGCAUGUACAUAAAUUUGCAGUAAGAAAUCUUAGAAUUGAGAGGUUGUAAUAAUACUUUUUUAGUAUAAAUAUGUAAGAAGGAAGACCGUAUUGGAC
This is a messenger RNA of Beta vulgaris subsp. vulgaris (sugar beet), 2907 nucleotides long. RefSeq names its product filament-like plant protein 7. NCBI's taxonomy places the organism in Eukaryota, Viridiplantae, Streptophyta, Magnoliopsida, Caryophyllales, Amaranthaceae. The record is from RefSeq and is a predicted model, not a curated record. The coding region runs from base 215 to 2668 and encodes 817 amino acids. The transcript is spliced from 6 exons.